AUUUUAUUAAUUAUUGAUUUCUUGGCUUGCUUUUCCAGAGUGCCAGGUUCACUUGAUGUCCAGCUUCAGGCCUUUAUGUUUACCAUUCAAGAGAUCAACCAGAAUCCUGAUCUCCUGCCCAACAUUACCUUGGGAUAUAGCACAUAUGAGAACUACUUCAACGCAAGGGUCACAUACGAAGCUCUGCUAGAUUUGCUCUCGGCGGGACGCCAUAACAUUCCAAACUACAGCUGUGGAAGACAGAAGGAAUCCAUGGCAGUUGUUGAAGGGGCUGACUCUGAAAUUUCCAUCCAUAUUUCAAACAUUUUGGACAUCUACAAAAUCCCCCAGGUUAGUUACGGUUUUGUCUCCCGCGAUGUUACCGACGGCACUCGGUUCCCUUUCUACUUCCCAAUGGUUCCCAAGGAAGAACUCUUGUACCCGGGGAUUGUCCGGCUCCUCCUGCAUCUCAGAUGGACCUGGGUCGCCCUCUUUGCUCCAGACACCGACAACGGGGAAAGGUUCUUGUGGGCCUUGACACCUGAGCUCACUCGACAUGGAGUCUGUGUGGCCAUCUCAGAGAGGAUCUCGGCACUGGCCUUGCACGGACACACAAUCCCCCUCAGGCACGUUUCCGAGUGGAGAAAAGUCAACGUGUUUGUCAUCUAUGGGGACACCCGCUCUUUGAGGUAUCUUAUGCUCUAUAUACAAGCGGCACUUCACGUCCUGGCCCUUCCCAUUGAAGGGAAAGUCUGGGUCGCAGUAGCUUUGUGGGACAUCCGCGCAUUGCUGCCUUUCAUGGAUCUCCAGCGCAGCCACUGGUUCUUUUCCUUCUCGAUCCAGAUGAAUGACAGGUUCCAAGAUGGACAUUGCGGGCAAAUCCUUUUUGACUACAGGAAGAGCUUCCGUUGCUCAUACUCAAAACACAGGCUCGCUGUGAGACCCCGGAGAAAAUGUAAACAGACAGAGGAUCUGCAUGAUCUGAAGGAAUGCGUGAACAGGAACAGCUACAAUGUUUAUCACAGUGUCCUGGCCGUGGCACGUGCCUUACACGCUGCGUCCUCCUCGCCAAGAGUCAAGCGCAUGAAGACGGGGAGAGGUGUGGACAGGCUGGAGCUCCCAAAAGUACGGCCGUGGCAGGUAGGUAUCCCCAAUUUCAUCACAGACUUCUUCAUACCAAAGUUACGUUUAUGUUUCUUGCUGUAGUCCCAAAAUUCCCCAGCAAGCACCAUGAUCCAAAACUGGAUGUUAUGUAGGGAAGCACAAAGAUCCUAUGUAAGAAUAAGUGUAAGAGAGAGAGAGAGAGAGAGAGAGAGAGAGAGAGAGAGAGAGACCUAAUACCCCAGAGAACAGGAUCAGAAUCCAAAAUAACCUUAACAGAUUAGAGAACAUACUGCAAGUCGCUUCUGAUGUGAGAUAAUUGGCCGUCUACAGAGACGUUGCCCAGGAGACAAACCAGUGUGAUUCCAGGCUGCACCCAUAGGAAUAUAGUGUCUAGAUCAGCCGGGCUUGGGCUGUGGCGCAGGCUGGAAAGCAGCUGCAAUGAAUCACUGCAA
Messenger RNA from Anolis carolinensis (green anole), 1535 nucleotides. Its product is annotated as vomeronasal type-2 receptor 26-like. Gene Ontology annotation, biological process: G protein-coupled receptor signaling pathway. The transcript is spliced from 2 exons. NCBI's taxonomy places the organism in Eukaryota, Metazoa, Chordata, Lepidosauria, Squamata, Anolidae. Gene Ontology annotation, cellular component: plasma membrane. Gene Ontology annotation, molecular function: G protein-coupled receptor activity. The record is from RefSeq and is a predicted model, not a curated record. Bases 76 to 1185 code for a protein of 369 amino acids.